Molecule: messenger RNA, 1604 nt
Organism: Klebsormidium nitens
Lineage: Eukaryota; Viridiplantae; Streptophyta; Klebsormidiophyceae; Klebsormidiales; Klebsormidiaceae
Source: the annotation of a GenBank genome assembly
GGCGUGCAGCAGAACAGGGAUGAGGCAAGCGAACCAGCUGGACCCGACACGAAGCUAGAUUUUGUGGAUUUCUUUUUGAAAGCCCUACGUGUCGUACUCCCAUUGCAGGGUUGACUGACAAGUCCAAAACUUUUCACAAAUGGCCUCCAGCUCGCAGUCAAACCUGUGACUGACUUGGCCUGCUCCCAAAGGAAAGGCAGCUCGCCUCACAGCUUGCUUGCCAGAGCCGACAAUCCCCUAGUUUCCCGCAGGUCGCCAAUUGUCUCACAAAAAUUUUCUCGUCUACAAUUGAACGCCUGUGAAAGCGCCUUCAAGUACCAAAUAAGCAAUCAAGAACCUUCAGGGCUCAACCCGAGUACCAGGACCAAUCAGCUAGCCAUGGCUCAGAGGAACAAGUCCGGCAAUGAGGCUGCCGCUAAGGCUGGCGCGGACUCCGCUGCCAAGAUCGCUGACCGCACUGCGAGGGAGCAGGGUAAGAACCAGAAGGAUGCGUCCAUCACUGAGGUGACCAAGGGUGGGGCCACCGUGCACACUACGGUGCAGCAGAACCAGGAGAGCGAUCCCUACUGCCCCAGGGUCGAUGAGACCACGCCCCAGGAGUUUGAGACCAAAGUGCAGGUCAUUCGCAAGACCCCUCAGAUGAAGACCGUUGAGAAGACCGAGAUGGUCAAGCGUCUCAGCCACGAGGAGAAGACCACGACCGUGCCUCGUACCAAGGUUAUCACUGAGGAGCGGACAUCGAUCACAAAGCACCCUGUUGUGAAGGAGGUGCAGAAGACGAGGACCAUUGACGUGCACAGGGUGAUCGAGGAGGAGAAGGAGAUCACCGAGACGGUUGACGUUGUCGAGCAGGUGCGUGAGCGGAAGGUUGAGAAGGUGCCCAAGGUUAUCUACGAGGAGAAGGAAACGUGGAUCACCAAGCCGGUCGUCAGGCAGGUUGAGAAGAAGAGAACUAUCAAGGUGCCCAGGGUUAUCACUGAGAAGAAGGAAGAAGCGUACACCGACUACCAGACCGAUGAGGUCGAGGAGAAGAAGAUCGAGAAGGUGCCCAGAGUUGUUACAGAGCAGGUCAAGCAGACCAUGUCUGUGCCGGUCGUGACAGAGGUGCCCGUAACCAAGAAGGUGGAGGUGCCCACUGGAGAGUACUGCGAGGAGGUUGUGUCUCACGACCACGCCCCUGCUGCCCUUGGCCCGGCUGUCGUUCCCGAGAAGGUGACGUCCAUCAGCGACAGCAAGCUGAAGACUUUGGAGAAGGAUACUGAGGCUCCCGCUGAGGAGCCAAGGAGAGGGUUGUUGGGCAGAUUGAUUGGGGCAUAGAUAUGAUUGGACGAAAGUUGUGGGGAAGCGGAAAAGGUGUGAGGAUUUGCUAACAGAAGUGUACCGUCUCGAUUGGAGAUGUCACCUUUUGGUGUAACACGUAGACGCUCGCUGUAACAUGUUGUAAACUUGCCAUAGGAACAGUCCGAUUUUGGAAAGACGAAAUAAGAACACGCUCGCUUGUCUUACAAACCCACUGUUGCGGUUUUUUAGUGUCUCAACAUCUUUUCAAUCCAUAUUUACGAAUAUCUUACCUUCUCAAACUCUCGUGACACUCCAAAUCACAU